GGGGAUCCCAGGCAGUUUCUGUGCUGGAGACUGGGGGAAGGGAGAAUACAAGGAAAAGGAGCAAGUCCCAGCCUGCUUCCUCCCACGCGCGUCUUGAAGGAUCAGGACCACCCCGCACCCCAAGGAGAAAGAGGGAUUCCAGAGCGAGAAGAAUAAUUGAGACAAGGAACUUAUGUAACCAACUAUGUACCUGUUUUAUACAAAGGGAAGCCGUGAAGUUUACCAGAGAAAACAAUGGAUCUGCCUAAAAAUUUGGUUAAUUUUAGGCUUGUUUCCAAGAACCUGUGUAUCAAAUCCUUCAAAACCCAAUUUUUUACUGAUACUGGCUGAUGAUCUUGGUAUUGGAGAUGUGGGCUGCUAUGGCAAUGAUACAAUAAGAGAUGGGAUUUUCUUCUUUAGAACCCCUAACAUUGAUGGCCUGGCAAAGGAAGGAGUGAGACUUACUCAGCACAUUGCUGCAGCUGCUGUCUGUACCCCGAGCAGAGCAGCUUUCCUGACUGGCAGAUACCCCAUCAGAUCAGGCAUGGCAUCAAGCACUCAACGGCGGAUUCUCUUUUGGAAUGGGUGUUCUGGUGGGCUCCCACCAAAUGAAACUACUUUUGCCAGAAUACUGCGCCAGCAAGGUUAUUCUACAGCACUUAUAGGGAAGUGGCAUAUGGGUGUGAACUGCAAAUCCCGCCAUGAUCACUGCCACCAUCCUUUAAAUCAUGGCUUUGAUUAUUUUUAUGGCAUGCCUUUUACCCUUUUGAAUGAGUGUCAAGGCAUAGAUGACCCUGAACUGGCCAAGUCUUUGCAAGAUACAUAUUGGCUUUACACACAGAUGAUCAUCCUUGCAGUGCUUACUCUUUUGAUUGGAAAACUUACCAAUUUAUUCUCAGUAAAAUGGAAAAUAGUCAUAUGUCUGGCCAUCUGUGGACUCCUGUAUUUCAUCUCCUGGUUCUCCAGCUAUGGUUUAACUAAGUACUGGAACUGUAUCCUGAUGAGAAACCAUGAUAUCACUGAACAACCGAUGAAUCUAGAAAAAACUACUUCUAAUAUGCUGAAGGAGGCAGUUUCAUUCAUUGAAAGAAACAAGCAUAGACCAUUCCUUCUCUUUGUUUCCCUCUUACAUGUUCACACCCCCCUCAUUACCACAGAGAAGUUUCAGGGAAGAAGCAGGCAUGGCCCAUAUGGAGAUAAUGUAGAGGAGAUGGACUGGAUGGUAGGCAGACUUCUGGAUAGCAUUGAUAAAGAAGGCUUGAAGAAUGCCACAUUCAUUUAUUUUGCAUCUGAUCAUGGAGGAUCCUUAGAGGCUCACAGAGGAAAUGCUCAGCUGGGUGGAUGGAAUGGGAUCUAUAAAGGUGGAAAAGGAAUGGGAGGCUGGGAAGGAGGGAUCCGUGUCCCAGGAAUAGUUAGAUGGCCAGGAGUGUUGCCUGCAGGGGCAGUUAUCCACGAACUGACAAGCCUUAUGGACAUCUUCCCAACAGUGGUUCACCUGGCUGGAGGAGAAGUGCCUCAGGACAGGGCAAUCGACGGACGCACCUUGCUGCCACUGCUGCGGGGGACAGCUCAGCGCUCCGGGCACGAGUUCAUGUUUCACUACUGCGGCGCAUUUCUGCAUGCGGUGCGGUGGCAUCAAAAGGACAGUGGCACUGUAUGGAAAGCUCAUUAUACUACUCCAGUAUUCCAACCAGAAGCUUCUGGGGCCUGUUUUGGAAGAGGAAUUUGCCCAUGUUUCGGGGACGGGGUAACCCAUCAUGACCCUCCACUGCUGUUUGAUCUCUUGAAAGAUCCUUCUGAGACAAAUCCACUAUCAGCCGACACCGAGCCCUUGUUCGACGUGGUAACAAGGAGAAUAGGAGAAGCUGUAGAAGAGCAUCGCAGGACGCUGACUCCAGUCCCACAGCAGCUGUCUCCUUACAAUAAUCUGUGGAAGCCGUGGCUGCAGCCGUGCUGUGGCACAUUCCCCUUCUGUUGGUGUGAUGAAGAAAACAACAAAGCAGACAGCAUACUUUAAUACCAGAAUCAAAGUACACUUAGCUUAAAAAAAGCUGAUCGUUUUCAUAUUCAUAUGGCUACAGUCAUACAGAUAUGGGUCAAAUUACACUGAAGUAACUGAAAGGGACAUUGGUGAUUCAUUUUAUUCAACCUUUUCUCUUACUCACAGAAAUUCAAUAAGCCUGCAGCUUAAAAAAAAUUUAAAAAUGCUCCAAACAUUCCACCUAUGGGUCAACUGUAUGGCCUGUCCCUCAAGAGCAUAAACAAGUGAAACCAAAUUUCCUUCCUUACUGAUUUUCAAUUCAAGUAAAUUAUGAAUGGUAAGAGAGCAAUCUUUAAUUGCAGCUGUUUGUUCAGGUAAGAUGCUUGUUAAGGCAACAGGACUGAGCCCAGGAGGGAAUCUCUAUUCAGGUCUUCUCUUUUUAAUGAGAAAACUGUCCUGUGUUUAAAAGCACAAUUGCACAUUUAAUUUGGAAACAUACCAAAACAAAUUGGCCUCUAAGAAAUAAACACCUACUAAUUACAGUCAUUUUUUUGCCUAAUUUGUAGAUUCAUUUAUCAUGUAAGGAUUCCCAGGAAAAAACUGAACUGACAAAUAUGCUAUAGAAUUUAGGUAGCAAAAGUUAUUAUCUCAAAUUCAGCAGCAAAGUAUUCUGAAAUGCUAAACCACAGCAAUUGCUGCUGAGAUACAUUUUCCAUGGGGUUAAGUCAUCUCAGUUGCAAGAGCAUUGAAAAUCAUCACCCAGCUGCCUUGACAAGAUAGGUCACAAAUUUCACGAUCUGUGAGACCAGUUCAUAAGCUGCAUGUCCCACUUGAGUGAUAAUGCUCCGCAUUUCAGAAGAGUGCUAUUAAGCCCCAUGAAAAACCUGCUUUGUUUUGUGAGACAGCAUUUUGUUUUCAGUAGGUGGUGUUAAAAAAUUUCACUGUGCACACUAAUCACUUCAGUGUCCAGGUCAUAUUCUCCAAGCCAAACAAGUGUCAGCACUCUGUACAGUCAUUAGGCAUGGGGAAGGAAUUAAAAUAUCUAAUCCUCUCUUGCUGCCUUCAGGUUAAAUAAAUUCAUCUCUCAAUAUAUAAUCCUAACCAUGCUCUUGCAGGGUUUUUGAGUCAAAUCCGAUUUUAAAGUGGAGGUUCCUGCAUUUUCUGCUCCAAAAAAAAAAAGUAGAUUGUGUGCCAGAGACUCAGAUUCAAAUUUCUAAGCCUUCCUGAGCACUGUAUACUCACUCCCACCACACAGCUAAAUGUCACCAAGAUUUAAAAGCACCAAGGGACAGUAAGAGCAGCACAGCAGGUGCUUCAGGUGACUUGUUUCCUUAAAGCGAGCCACCUCUCAGAGCCACACCAGCGGAGCUCUGUUCAGUACCAGGGUUGUCCGUGUAUCAUUUUUUGCCUUUUAAAGGUGGGAGGAGGUAAGGCAGCCCCUGGCAACUGAGAAUCCCGGAGCAGAGCACUGCUCUCUCAGCUAUUCAGCCACAACAGCAGGUCCCAGCCCUUUCACCAGCCUCAGGACAAAAGAGUGUGUGUGUCUGGACUGUGCACCUUUUGCAGUGUUCUCAGGAAAGCUCAUGACCUACACCCCCGAGGUGGCGUGUCACUGCUGUAGUAAAUUGCUGUUAUUUUGCCCCAGACAUCACAGGUUGUGACCAUGAUGCAGCACCAAACGUAAGUCUCCAUAAAGCUGAUCGGGCAUUCCUUCAGUUUAUUUCCCUGUUUUACCUUUCCUCUUAAAGGUCACCAAGCAAGCUAUGUGGAAAUGAUUCCACAUAAAUGAAAGGACUAAUCUGACAGUGAAUUGACAGGACACAUCAAUGUCAGACUUGACAGAAGUAUCUAAAAAUACAUUUGUUCUUCCUGCUUGAUAGCAUUUAAGUCCACAUCAGCAUCGCUAAGAAUUUGUCGGAAGAUUUGACAUUUUUCUGUGGCUGACCGGGACUGAAAGCAGAGCAGCUGCAUUUCGCUGGAUUCAUGCGGAAAGAAAACACCAUAAAAGACCAGGCAUUUUAAAGCCAUUUUGGCCAAUUCAGAGAUGGAGGAGAAAUCUUAUUGCUCAGUGGGAAACGAAGCCAAAAGCUGUUCUCUAGAGUGAAGCCAGUCAGUUCAGCAACAUCCAUAUUGUCAGUUUAGCAUGAGGAUAAGCUUUUACCAGUUCAGCUCACUGGCCUCGCCAACCCGCCCGCCCCAUUUAUGCACAAGAACAUGCCCAGUCACAGAUGAGGCCACAAUUAGAGCAUUUACCAGGGGAUGGGAAGGCGUUUGAGCCCCCACACAGCAUGCAAGCGUAGGUCCAAGCUCCUCUUGACAGGCUGGGAAGCCCAGUAGCUCAGCAAAACCCCUGAACUCCACCUCCAAGAACAGUUUGAACGCUUUCAGCCCAAGUUUAAAGCCAGGCUAAGAGCUGGCAUCGUGAGCAGAGUGCAUUUGGUUUGGCUUAUGCCACAUCCACCACGCAAACCUGCCCUUGGCCUUACAGGAAAAACAUCACCCCACAUAACAGUAAACUUGAAAGUUUUGUCAAACACCUCACUCCUCUGAAAGGUAAAUUUGCUAAACUCCAUCUAGAGUCAGACACUAAGGACUCACGCGAAUACAUGUGUUGCCUUCCUAACAUUCAAAUGUAGAUAAUGUCAUCUUGGUUGGCAUCUGUGGAAAGCCAGAGGGGCUUUCAGGCAGGAGGUGGGGGGAAACAGGCCUGGCAACAGAGAACAAGUGGCUUUUGUCAAAUCACUGUUAGAGACCUCAACCAGGCACGGGGAAAUAUAGGGGC
Molecule: messenger RNA, 4742 nt
Organism: Calidris pugnax (ruff)
Lineage: Eukaryota; Metazoa; Chordata; Aves; Charadriiformes; Scolopacidae
Product: arylsulfatase D-like
Exons: 11
Coding region: 185-1996 (603 amino acids)
Molecular function (GO): arylsulfatase activity
Source: RefSeq, a predicted model, not a curated record